AUGUUUUCGAGAAGGAAAAAAGAACCAAGCCCGCCGCUGCCCAAGCUGCUGGAAAUUUACAAUGAGAUCGCCAAUACAUCGCUUACAAAUCUAAGUUUAGAGCAAAAUAACCGUUCGAACGAAGCCCUAAAUGGCUGGAAAACGCUUCAUCAAGCGGCAGCCCAGAAGGUGCAAGCCCUUGAGAAGGGUAUCGCAGGAGUAGAGCUCACCGAUGAGGAGUCCUAUAUUUUGGACGAAAUCCACAUUUUGCAGGCACAGGCGGACGACCACAUGGAUAGAUUGGAGAACAAACUGAACCCUCCCCUUGUCAUGCAGGCGUCUAAAGUCUAUUCCAACCCUCAGCAUUCCUCCAGCUCUGCUGGUCUGAAAGUGUCUCCCCCUGGCUCCAGAUCGAACUCUGUGCGAGCGAACGUUCCCACCUUGAGAUCCGCUAAUCCAGUAACGAUGAAAUCCAAAAGACCACUCAACAAGCCAUUGAUCAAAUCACUCCGCCCCAACCAGAACAUCGCUAACAAUAACUCUAGCGGAAGUCUGGGUAACUCCAUCUCGUCACAAGCCACAGCCAAGCAAGCUGCAAACCUGAUAUGGGCGCCAUCCAAAAGUCUAUCUACCAGCAAGUCGUACUCGUCGAACUCGCAGGACGACUUAUUUCAAGAUUUCGACGGAGUCAUUGAUGAUGAGGAAUAUCAUCAUAAGGAAACGCUCAGACAGUUACAACAAAACGCCUUGGCAUCGAAAGCCGCAAGAAGUAGAAACGACGAAGACUUAAUCGACCUCAGUGAAAACCUGUCACAUCUUGAUGUCCGUCACAAACCAACGCCUCAGCCAAAACAACAAGUACAAAAGAACCACGCUAAGUCAUCGGCAGAGAGAGCCAGGGCGGCAUUGAAGAUUUCCUCGCAAGUCAAACUUCCUCAAAAGGUGGCCCCUAGUGCUGUUAGACAACCUACUCGCCACGCAUCGCCGGCAAGAAACGCCAGAUCCCCACCUCGAUCGACAAAUGCGCAACUCACAAAACCUCAGACCCGAAGAGCUAAUCUUUCCCCUGCUCCCGCUAAACCUGUUUCAAGACCCCAAUCUGGCUCCAGGAGAGCCUCACCAGCCGCUAAAGGAUCAGCAGCAAGUGCUCCCAAGGUGCUUGCUGACAAUUCUACGAAAGAUACAGAAACAUUGGACAGUGACAAUUCGAUCGAAGACGAUGAAGAUAAACUAAUAGCGUCGAUGAGAGGCGUGGAUCCCAUUGCUGCUAGGCAGAUUCUCAACGAGAUAGUGGUUCAUGGAGAUGAAGUUCACUGGGACGAUAUCGCGGGACUUGACGCUGCCAAGAAUUCUCUCAAGGAGACAGUGGUUUACCCAUUUUUGAGGCCAGACCUUUUCAGUGGUUUGAGAGAGCCUGCCCGCGGAAUGUUGUUGUUUGGUCCACCAGGCACAGGAAAAACUAUGCUCGCCCGUGCAGUGGCUACUGAGUCAAAAUCAACGUUUUUCUCGAUAUCUGCGUCUUCGCUGACAUCGAAGUAUCUUGGUGAGUCCGAAAAGCUGGUCAGAGCUUUGUUCCAACUGGCCAAGAGACUUGCUCCUUCAAUUAUCUUCGUGGAUGAGAUAGAUUCCUUACUGGGAAGCAGAAAUAAUGAAGGCGAAAAUGAGUCUUCGAGGAGGAUCAAAAACGAGUUCUUGGUUCAGUGGUCUGAUCUGACCAAGGCCGCAGCUGGAAGAGACCAGGGAGAGGAUUUACAGAGAGUUUUGGUGCUAGCGGCCACAAACUUACCAUGGGCAAUAGAUGAAGCUGCAAGAAGAAGAUUUGUGAGACGACAAUAUAUCCCACUUCCAGAAUACGAUACCCGGAAAGCCCAAAUAAAGAGGCUUCUUUCGCAUCAGAACCAUACAUUAACGGAAAAGAAUUUAGAAGAAUUAAUUCAGUUAACGGAUUCCUUUUCAGGGUCCGAUAUCACAGCUUUGGCAAAGGACGCGGCUAUGGGGCCAUUAAGAGAGCUAGGAGAUAAGUUGCUCUUAACAUCAAAAAAUGAGAUCAGGCCUGUCUGUCUUCAAGAUUUCAUCAACUCCCUGAAUUACAUAAGACCUAGUGUCUCAAGAGAAGGUCUCAGAAAGUUUGAAGAAUGGGCCAAGCUGUACGGAUCCUCGGGUGUCUAA
Molecule: messenger RNA, 2148 nt
Organism: Ogataea angusta
Lineage: Eukaryota; Fungi; Ascomycota; Pichiomycetes; Pichiales; Pichiaceae
Exons: 1
Coding region: 1-2148 (715 amino acids)
Molecular function (GO): ATP hydrolysis activity; ATP binding
Source: RefSeq, a predicted model, not a curated record